AUGACCAUAGACAACCUGGCUAGCGUAUUCGCGCCAAACAUUCUGCGCCAGGCCGAAGAGGAUCCAGACAUUGAGAUGGCCGCUUCCCCCAUUCUGACAGUCACCGUAGCCGGAUUCAUCAGGUCGCACAGAGAACUCUUUCUACGUGACCUCAUUUCCCUGGCACAGUUUGAAUCUGUCGCU
Molecule: messenger RNA, 183 nt
Organism: Dibothriocephalus latus
Lineage: Eukaryota; Metazoa; Platyhelminthes; Cestoda; Diphyllobothriidea; Diphyllobothriidae
Source: the annotation of a GenBank genome assembly